This is a messenger RNA of Volvox carteri f. nagariensis, 3102 nucleotides long. RefSeq lists its product as uncharacterized. Bases 1 to 3102 code for a protein of 1033 amino acids. The transcript is spliced from 6 exons. Lineage: Eukaryota; Viridiplantae; Chlorophyta; Chlorophyceae; Chlamydomonadales; Volvocaceae. The record is from RefSeq and is a predicted model, not a curated record.
AUGAAUAUAUUUGCUUAUGUCCAUGCUUUUGCCGUUGAUGGCCAGACAUCGACCGAUGCUGAAGUCUACGCCGAAGUGACCGAGCUUCUGGCCCUUUUAUCACCUUCACGUCGGGGUCUCCAGGCCGCCAUAUGCGAGGCCGGCGCCGUCCCUGCUCUGCUCCGCCUGCUGGCCUCAUCAGCCUUCACCCGGCCUCCUGGGAAUUCCCAUUCCACCUCCGGCUCCGGAGUACUGUUGCCAGCCUGGAGGGCCCCUCUGCAUGCGGCGGACGGCCCCCGGCCCCAGCUAAGACGCAGCCGGAUCUGCCGUGACGCAUGUGGCGACCAGCAGCAGGAGAGGGGCCACAGGGCGGGGAAGGGAAAGGCAGUGCCAGCAGAGCAUUUGAAUGUGCACAGUGCUAACAGGAGUAACUGUGGAAGCGGCAAGAGUGGCAGCAGCAGCAGUCAGGAGCAGGGGCAGUGUGGAGAGCCUGAGAAGGCCGGGGCUGGUGACGGCCCCGCUGGACCGUCUACCCGUGACCCCGUAGUUCUGUCGUACGUGUUGCGUACGCUCGUCAACCUGACCAGCAACGCCCGGGCAGGGGCCCCGGUGAGGCAGGCGAUUUUAAGGGACCCAUGGGUUCCCAACACCCUGCUCAGCCUGCUGCAUGUACCUGAUGAUGACGAUGACGUGAAUGACCUAACGGAAGGUUCAGCAGCGGCAGUAGCAGCAGCAUCCGGCCCCGGUGCCGUCCGCUCCUAUCUGCCGGCGUCCAGGUGGCACAUUGCCGGACUAGCUGCCUGGCUGGUCGCCCACCUGUGCAGUGUACCCGCGGGGCAGCUGCAACUAGUGCAGGAGGGAGUCGUACCCGCACUUGUACGGCUAAUACGGCACGGGCGGAUGGCUUGGGUGACCGCGGCUGCAGAGAGGGCCGCAUUUGUCCGGGCACGGGCGGCUUCGGCGGCGGCGGGGCCGGCGUGUACGGAAGCAGACCGCUGGCACGAGCCGUCAGUGACCCGGGCGGUGAAAGCUCUGAGUUCGGGAGGGGGUCUGGUUGGGGGGGCGCGCGGCGGUAGCCACCGCGGUGGGAACGCCGGGGCCAUGGCUGCUCCGGCAGCCCAGGGACUUAGAGCGCCAUGCAUAUCUGGCCGACUGAUGCCACAUGCGUCAUCGACGCUUCUGUAUGAUGCAGCUGCCGCAGCGGCGGCAGCAGCGGGUGACGACUCGCCACGUGUCGCAGCCAUGCCGUACAUGAUUGCAGCCGUACAGUACGGGCUUAUGGCUCUGGUGAACAUUACGUUUGAUAACAGCGCUAAUCAGCGCGCUGUCGCCAUGUCCGGGGGGAUGUUGACGGAACUAGAAGCGCUGUUUGGGGUGCUGCUACAGCCGGGGGUGCUGUUACCGCGGCCCGCUACGGCGGCUAUGCCUUACAACACGGCUGGCGAUCCGGCGGUCUCCCUCGAGUUGGGGGCCGGCGGCGGCGCGGGGGGUGUCACUGUUGGUGGUUCCGGCUCUGGUGGUAGAGGCGAUGACGAUGGUGGGUGCAACACACCUGAAUACGUGGAUAUGCUGUUGCGGAGCGGCUACCUCGGACUGGCCAAGUUCGCGGUCUGGCUGCUGGCGCACCUCUCAUCUAGCGACCCAGACCUCAAGGCUGACAUUGCGGGGCCGCCAUACAGCUAUGUACCGCGCCUGCUAGAGUUCCUCAUGCUGCCUGACGAGGACGGCCCGCAGCAGCACCAGCAAUCAGGUGCCGCCUCUACUGGUGCCACCGCUGCCGCCAGCGCCGGCGUGCUUAUUGUACGGCAGUACGCGGCUAUGGCGCUCGUCAACCUUACAUGCGGGGUUCCAUCCACAAAGGCGGCUGUAGCACGAGCCAUGGACUGGGACGCCAUGACGGCUCUACUGCGGUGGCUGGCGGAGCAGACGGAAAGGGCGACGGCGGCUGCUACGGGCGAAGCGGCAGCUGCCGCCGCGACGGCCUGCGAGCCCGCGGCGCCGCCGCGCGUCCAUCCGCCUGCACCUGCUGCAGCGGCAGCGGCAACGACCAAUGUUGGACCACCGAUUUCAGAUCUUCUGCUCUAUACGGUGUGGCUGCUACAGCACUUGUCGUUAUCGCCAUUCGCUGCAGCCGUUACGGACUCACGGGUCAUUUCACCGCUGGUAGCCCUCCUGGAAGCGCCCGACGGACACGUGCGCCUGCGCUCCUCCGCCACCAUCGGCGCCUUGUGUUCCGCUCUCCUCCCGCACCCUGACGCCACUGCCGAGUGCGGUCCGGGAGCAGCAGGCAAGGGCGCCGCUGCUGGUGCCGGGGCAGAUCACAAUCCGCCUCAUGCGAACCAGCAGCAACAGCAGCAGCAGCAGCCACAUCGCGCCGCGUUCCUAGCUGCCGGGGGUGUACAGCGGCUGCUGGCGGCGGCACGGCGGGAGCGUGAUCCGCAGCUGCUUGCGUACGGCAUGCUUUGUCUGUCGUCGGGCGUGGGCGAUGACGUGGUGGCUGUGACUGAGGCGGUUCGUGGCGGCGCAUUGGGGCUGCUGGAGGGGCUGCUGGUCUCGGAACAUCCUGCGUGCUUGUUGCCCGCUGCUGAAGCACUCCAGGCUCUGGCUCGCGGGGCGUGCGCUGGCCUGCGUCGCUUCUUCGGACGCGGCGCCACCUCCGCCCACCCAGCUCAUCGUGCAACUGCAGCAGGGAGCACGGAGGCUGCGGAGUGGGCCGCUGCGGCUGUUUCCUCGGCUGCGGACCACGUCCCCCGCAGCCUGCUGGCCCGAGUGGUGGCGGUGAUGCUGACCCACGGCGACCCGGCGGUGCGGGCCGCCAUGAAUGAGACCCUGGGGGCCCUGACCGCCCUUCCGGGAGUGAGGGAGCGCUACUGCGCAGUCUUCGCGGAGACCCUGCGCGACCUGGUCAACGCAGCUGAGGUGGAGCUGCAAGUCAUACCGGCUCCAGGGAGCGGCAUUAGCUCGGGCCUGGACCUGGGCGGUGUGGCUCGGUUGGCGCCUCAUGGUGCUGAGUCUAAGGGGCAUGACGGAGGGAAAGAGGCUUUUGGCGCUCUGAGGGCGGCUGCGGGUGUGCGUGCGGUGUGCCGAGGACGGCAUGAUCUCUGUGCGGACUGUGUACGCUAA